Messenger RNA from Staurois parvus, 624 nucleotides. Lineage: Eukaryota; Metazoa; Chordata; Amphibia; Anura; Ranidae. The record is from the annotation of a GenBank genome assembly.
GUUGUGGGUGCAGCUGGCUACGGUAAGACGCCUGGGUGCAACUAUCAUGGCUCAGUUGGACCUGUGACUGACCUAGCAGACAGGAAACGAGGAACUGGUAUCCUGGAUGCUAGCAGGUAACGAGGACUGUUCAUCUUGGAUGAAAGUACCUGUGGACACAUCUGGGAGGCGAGUUUCAGAAUUCGCCUGUCCGGUUCCGGUGCACACAGGCGCCACUACCUUCGGGACAGAUGUAGUCCUAGGCCUGAGGAAGAAGAUGGGAGAGGGACAUCUCCUUCUCUACCUCGACAAGAAACUACAUAUUAAUAUGUUAGCAGAUGACACACCUGAGCCGAAGUGUUUUGUGAACAGGUGGGUACCCCAGCAGUCGCCACGGUAUUCGGAUAACCACAGCCGACUGGUGCUCACCCGUGACCACUCACUUGGUUGGCACAGCAGUGUUGCGGGAGGGAACAGCUUCCUUUUCAGAAGGAACCCGGGUCUCCCGCAGUGCAUAUCACCCCAAGGCCAGCCUGUGGCAGAAGUGGGUUGCGUCAGGAGGAAAAUUGCAGUCCCCUCCAAUGCAACCACCUUCGGGGAGGUGUAACUGCGUACACACAGAGAUGGACACGGUUCAACCAUUUU